Messenger RNA from Kuraishia capsulata CBS 1993, 1215 nucleotides. RefSeq lists its product as uncharacterized. The record is from RefSeq and is a predicted model, not a curated record. Bases 1 to 1215 code for a protein of 404 amino acids. The transcript has a single exon. NCBI's taxonomy places the organism in Eukaryota, Fungi, Ascomycota, Pichiomycetes, Pichiales, Pichiaceae. Gene Ontology annotation, molecular function: dioxygenase activity.
AUGUCUGCCGAGGAAGUUGAUCGCAAAUACAACGUCCGUCCAUUUGAGGAUGUUCACGAAUCUAAAUUUAAGGAUUCGCUUCCAAUCGUCAAAUUAGAUGCUAUUGAUCUUUCAAAAUACAUAGAGGGACCAGAGGGGUAUCAAUCGCGGGUCGAAUUGGCCAAGAUUCUGGAGAAGUCAGUGACUUCGUAUGGUUUCUUUAACGUCGUGAAUUUUGGCUAUGAUCCCGAAAAGCUCGAGAGAUUAAGAGGAAUUGCGCAGGGAAUUUUGGAGCUUCCAUUGGAGGAGAAAGGAAAAUACCUGGCUUCUGUUUGGAGGAAGGAAGACGAGCCUCCAGUGACAAAAGAGUAUCUUGGUGGUGAAAGAGGACAUGGAUUCAAGCCCAAAGGAUACUGGCCAAUCAAAGACGGUGUGAGGGAUUCGAUCACUCAUUACAACUUCAGGCAUUUGCUUGAACCAGAUGUUUUUCUGAGGGACAUCGAACAGCAUCCCGAUCUAGUGAAAGUUCAUGCCCAGGAGAUCAUAGAGUGGUACCACCAUAUCCAUAAUGACAUUCUCCACAAAAUCAGUAAUUUGUGUGACAUCAUUCUGGGGUUGGAAGAAAACACCAUUUGGAAACGUGCUUUUGAAGUCGAACCAGAGAAUCCAGGCAAAUCGGCUGGUGCAUAUGCCAGGUUCAUGAUGUAUGAACCAUACACCGCUGAGGAGUCAGCCAAAGCUGGAAAAUCAUGGUUGAGGGGCCAUUCUGAUAUAAGUGGGUUUACUUUCAUCACUUCACAACCAAUGCUGGCACUUCAAAUAAGAGAUUACUACGACGGAGAAUGGAAGUAUGUAGACCACAGACCUGGCUCUCUAGUGGUGAACAUUGGUGAUUCCAUGGAGUUCAUUUCCGGUGGUUACUUCAAGGCUUGCAUGCAUCGGGUUGUUGAGCCUCCUCAAGAUCAAAAAGAUCAUAAUCGGUUGAUUCUGAUUUAUUUUUGCAACCCCAAAGAGGAUACUCCUUUGAAUCCAGACGAGUACCGUUCGUCCAAACUUAAGCAGCUGGGAUUGUCCAAAUCCGAAAAGCUCAAGGACUGGGAUGAUAUCACUUUCCAGCAAUGGAACUUUGCGAAAGGAGCGACUCUGGGAAAGAAAAAUGCCGAGGAAGAGGACGAAAUUAUUGUUUAUGGAAGAAAUAUCGAGAGAUGGCACCAUUUCAAGACUGCUGUGGCAUGA